GGUCCUCCUGGUGUGGCUGGCCACUCCAGCUAGCGAGGCCCGGGUUACUCCAUCGUCCACACAAUGGCGUGGGGCGGCAGGGGCUGCCCGGGAAGAAGGGAAUUACUGACUCCGCAUUCACCCACCGGCUCCUUUAAAGCCAAGCCGUCUGUAGCGCAGGGCCCAACCCUGUCCCGGCUUCUUCAAGAUCCUCGGUCUCCCAGGCAAAGCCUUCCGCUCGGCGCUCUACUCCUCUCCCUGCUCAGGGCCCUCCCCCCUCCCCUAGUCCUAUGACUUCCGUUUGCCUGGUCGGCUGGGAAACCUCCGACUUCCGGCCGCGCAGCGGUGGGCGGAGCCAAGAUGGCUGAGGAGAGACUUGCGACGAGAACUCAAUUUUCUGCAUCUGCUGAAUCUCAAAAACCCCGGCUGAAAAAAGCUCCAGAGUUUCCUAUUUUGGAGAAGCAGAACUGGUUGAUACAUCUUCACUAUAUCCGGAAGGAUUAUGAAGCAUGCAAGGCUGUUAUCAAAGAACAGCUUCAGGAGACUCAGGGGUUAUGUGAAUAUGCUAUUUAUGUCCAAGCAUUGAUAUUUCGCCUGGAAGGAAAUAUCCAAGAAUCCCUAGAACUCUUCCAGACGUGUGCUAUUCUCAGCCCUCAGUGUGCUGAUAACCUCAAGCAGGUGGCCAGAUCUUUAUUUCUUUUGGGAAAACAUAAAGCUGCCAUUGAAGUAUAUAAUGAAGCAGCUAAACUUAACCAGAAGGAUUGGGAGAUCUGUCAUAACCUAGGAGUUUGCUACAUUUAUCUGAAACAGUUCAACAAGGCACAAGACCAGCUGCACAACGCACUACAUCUUAACAGGCAUGAUCUGACUUACAUAAUGCUGGGGAAGAUCCACUUGCUGGAGGGAAACUUGGACAAGGCCAUUGAAAUCUACAAGAAAGCAGUGGAGUUCUCACCAGAAAAUACAGAACUUCUUACAACUUUAGGCUUACUCUACUUACAGCUUGGCAUUUACCAGAAGGCAUUUGAACACCUUGGAAAUGCACUGACUUACGACCCUACCAACUACAAGGCCAUUUUGGCAGCAGGCAGCAUGAUGCAGACCCAUGGGGACUUUGAUGUUGCCCUCACCAAAUACAGAGUUGUAGCUUCUGCUGUUCCAGAAAGUCCUCCACUCUGGAAUAACAUUGGAAUGUGCUUCUUUGGCAAGAAGAAAUACGUGGCAGCUAUCAGCUGCCUGAAACGAGCCAACUACUUGGCACCCUUUGAUUGGAAGAUUCUGUAUAAUUUGGGCCUUGUCCACCUAACCAUGCAGCAGUAUGCAUCAGCUUUCCACUUUCUCAGUGCAGCCAUCAACUUCCAGCCAAAGAUGGGGGAGCUCUACAUGCUCUUGGCCGUGGCUCUGACCAAUCUGGAAGAUACAGAGAAUGCCAAGAGAGCCUACGCAGAAGCAGUCCGCCUGGAUAAGUGUAACCCUUUAGUAAACCUGAACUAUGCUGUGCUGCUGUACAACCAGGGCGAGAAGAGAGGUGCCCUGGCCCAGUAUCAGGAGAUGGAGAAGAAAGUCAACCUACUCAAGGACAGUAGCUCUCUGGAAUUUGACUCUGAGAUGGUGGAGAUGGCCCAGAAGUUGGGAGCUGCUCUCCAGGUUGGGGAGGCACUGGUGUGGACUAAACCAGUUAAAGAUCCCAAAUCAAAGCACCGGAGCACUUCAGCCAGCAAAGCCGCCAAUUUCCCGCAGCCUCUGGGCUCUAAUCAAGCUCUAGGACAGGCAAUGUCUUCAGCAGCUGCAUACAGGAAGCCCCCCUCAGGUGCUGGAGGAACAUCCCAGCUCACAAAGCCACCAUCUCUUCCUUUGGAGCCAGAGCCCACUGUGGAAGCACAUCCAACUGAAGCAUCAGCACAAAUAAGAGAAAAAUAGGAGUAAGAUGAUCCCAGAGUAGGAGUUUCUUUGGCAAGGAUGUACCAGAUUAGGAAAGGUCACAUGACCCAGGCAAGAUGCAGGCCAGUAUGUUCCCUGGGCACCUCGAAGUUAAAAUGCACAACACAGAGUAUCUUAUGAUGAUCAUGAGGAGGCUGAGGCCUGUGCAGCCCCCCGGUGGCCCCAUCAGCCAAGAAGUAGAGAGAAGACAGCCCAGACAGGUCCUUUAAGAACUGAGAGCAAGGCUCAUGGCUCUAUGUAUGUAGUUCCAAGGGCCAGUGGGGCGCGUGACACUGUUUGCUUUUGAAAGGACUUUUAUCUCCUGGCUGACUGACCCCUUCCUUUGUGGGGGGAGAGUCUGAGAUAGACCUCUGCUCAGUAGCCCUGUCAUGACGAAGCCUUGGCUUAGCUGCGGUGAUCCUCAGGCUGUAGGGUAUUAUCAGCCCUCAGGGCAAACACAAAUCUUGGGUUAAUAAUCCAGCUCUAAUAGUCUGCAUCUGAAGGAAAAAAAAACGAUGAAAAGAAGCUCUGUAAACUGAGGCCCAGCCUGUUGAGUAUCCCAGCUGCACUUGCCCAAGGGAAUCCAGAACAAGUCCCUGUAUCUUUUUCUUGAGAGAGGUCGGAGUGUAGAGGCAGAUCAUGUCCGUAUGAUAAGGAGUAGGAAUGAAGGGCUGGUCUGGUAUCAGCACCAAGGAUUAAAAGAAAAAAGGAAGAGCUGCUUCUUUCUUUUUUUUUUAAAUAGUUAUUUAUUUAUUUAGUGUGUUUGUGCGUGCACAAGGAAAAUCAGCCCUGUGCUAACAUCCAUGCCCAUCCUCUUUUUGCUGAGGGAAGACUGGCCCUGAGCUAACAUCCAUGCCCAUCUCCUCCACUUUAUAUGGGACACUGCCACAGGAUGGCCUGACAAGCGGUGUGUCGGUGCACUGUUGGUGCACGCCCGGGAUCCGAACCCGGGCUGCCAGCAGCGGAGUGCGCACACUUAACUGCGACGCCACGGGGCCAGCCCCAGGAAGAGCCCCAGGAAGAGGAAUUUUCAUGUAAGACAAUCAAUGAUACCACUGACCAGAUGCUAUCAAUACAUUAUUUAUAUGUCCUUUUAGACUAAAGAUUAUGUAUCCUCAUCCCUUUGGGGAAAGUUGUUAUUCAGGUAUAAAAAUAAGAGAUCACAAUAAAAACUUUUUAAAAGAACCUAUGAUCACACUCUUCCCUUACCUACUUCCAAGCCUAGUUUGAAACUGGCGGAGGAACCUCAAGGCCAGCUUCCUACUUGGUGCUAGCACAGCCUCUGCGGCAGCCCUGAUGGAUGGCAGGCCAGCAGUUUGCUUGAGGCUAGUCCCCAUUUUGCACUUAAAGUGCCCUUUAAUCAAUCACCAUAAUUUGAAGGUGGAGGACUGAUGUACUGCCAAACCAAACUAUGUUUGGAGUUCUUUAUGACUGGGAAGCAGCAGCUGAGCAGAAAACUCUUCACUUCUCAUACAUCAGAAAUAAACAGCAAGGUAUCAGAAGUGAUACCCUUACCCAUGCAGCUGGUAUGUGGCAGAACUAGGAUUUGCACCUGAGCAACUGAGAAAGCUCACUUCUCUAUCAGUGUGGAGUCUAGUGUGCCUGUGACUGGAAAGGUCUUGGUGAGAAAUAAUGAAGGUGUAAAAACUCAGAGAUGGAGAGGAGGAGGGAGGUAUGAGCGAGAUUUAUGAGGUAAAAUCAACAGAAAUUGGGGACUGACUGGCUGUGGGCGAUAAGCACAGACUGUAAGAUGGGUACUCGUUGCUGGGGAGAGUUACACAGGUCAGAGUAGAGGAACACUGGGGGAUCAGAGUUGAGGGUU
Molecule: messenger RNA, 3721 nt
Organism: Diceros bicornis minor
Lineage: Eukaryota; Metazoa; Chordata; Mammalia; Perissodactyla; Rhinocerotidae
Gene: BBS4
Product: Bardet-Biedl syndrome 4
Exons: 16
Coding region: 340-1899 (519 amino acids)
Biological process (GO): cilium assembly; protein localization to cilium
Cellular component (GO): ciliary basal body
Molecular function (GO): protein binding
Source: RefSeq, a predicted model, not a curated record